AUGAAGACCACAGCUUACCCCAUCUCCAGUGCAUCGGUGCAACUUGGCACCAAUGCAACAGAUGUUGCAAACCACACCGUGCCACACAGCUGCAGCAUCGACGAGUCGUACAAGUAUGUUAUAUUGCCUCUGUGCUACUCUCUGACCUUCUUACUUAGCAUCAUCCUGAACUCCACGGUUCUCCUGCGUUCCUACCGCUGUAGAGGUGGACGCCAGUGGAACACCUCUCUGAUAUACAUGGUCAACCUGGCAUCUACGGAUCUGAUGUACAGCUUAUCUCUUCCAUUCCUCGUGGCAAGCUACGUGAUGCGUGACCAUUGGGUGUUUGGAGACUUCAUGUGCAGACUGGUCCGUUUCCUGUUUUACUUCAACCUUUACUGCAGUAUCUUCUUCCUUACCUGUAUAUCCGUCCAUCGCUACAUGGGCAUCUGCCAUCCGAUCCGAAGCAUCACUUUGGAGAGCAAACGGACGGUUAGGGCCAUUUGUACUGCUGUGUGGGUAGUAGUGUUCAUACUUACAUGCCCCAUCGUCCGAUUUGCCAAAACCGGCGAUGUUACGAGGAGGUUGGUAGAUGGGGAGGAGUCUUUGUCAACAAAUAACUCAAAUGCAUGGAAACUGGAAGUAUACAGGAACUGUUGGGAUGAUGCCAUAGACAGUGAGUUUUCCGAAUACGUGCCCUAUGGAAUCGUACUGCACCUGCUCGGUUUCUUUUUCCCUUUUACUGUCAUCGCAUGGUGUUACUCGCAGGUGGUACGCACUAUUUUUCAGACUUUGCACUCACAGCCUCGCACGCAGGAGGAGGGGGGAAUGUGCAGUGGGGCCGAAGGAGUCAAAGACAGGACGUCCAUCUCCAUCUCCGGCUCUCAGAAUGCUCCACACAUCAGCAGGAGGCGCAAGUCCAUCAAAACCAUCAUUACGAUCACGCUCCUGUUUGCGUUGUGCUUUCUGCCCUUUCACAUCACACGCACGCUUUUCCUCGUCCUAAAGGAAACAAAGGCUAUCGAGUGCCGGACCAUGCAAAUGGUCUCCAUUUGCUACAAAAUCACUCGCCCCCUGGCGUCCUGCAAUUCAUGGCUCAAUGCCCUCCUUUAUUUCUUAACAGGAGACAAAAGCUUAGCCUGCUGCAGACAGACCAGCGCUGGUCAGAACACCCACCUGCUCUGGCCUUUAAAGAUUCUUGGAGGACAAAAAGAGGCGGACGACCCAGAACAGCACAAUCCACAAAAAGCAGAUGAAGGGCAUGAGAGUGACUCAAAAUCCUCAGGAAUGACAUAGAUGGACGGGAACGCAGGGAAGAAUGUGUAAACGGGACUGUCCUAUUUUAAAUGUCAUAUUAUUUAUUAUCCAUUCUGAGCAAUUUCACAUAAUCUUAGGGUAGGUUGUAUAUUUUAUACUCUUCAGGGCAGUUUCACAGACAGGGAUUACCGUAGUCCCAGACUAAAAAUUAGCUUGAGUUGUUUUGAGCUGCCUUAAAUUAAAAACACUUUG
Messenger RNA from Paramisgurnus dabryanus, 1488 nucleotides. Its product is annotated as P2Y purinoceptor 3. Gene Ontology annotation, cellular component: membrane. Gene Ontology annotation, molecular function: G protein-coupled receptor activity; oxysterol binding. The record is from RefSeq and is a predicted model, not a curated record. Gene Ontology annotation, biological process: G protein-coupled receptor signaling pathway. Lineage: Eukaryota; Metazoa; Chordata; Actinopteri; Cypriniformes; Cobitidae.